AUGGUUCACGUACCUUCGCUGUCGGUUAUUGGUUCUGCAUUGGUCGGGUUGAGCAAUGCUGCUGCCUUGGGUACUGCGGAAGAGUAUGCUGAUGGAACGGUGCAUGCGAGGAUCAUGGCAAUGAAGACAGCGCAAUGGGACGCUGAAAUCGCCUCUGGAGAGAUGGAUAGCACCCGGUAUCCCGAACUUGGUUAUACGUCGUGUGAGAACGGCUUUGCUGCUGCAAUCCCUGGUGACUUCAACAACACAUUCAAAUGCCAUAAUAUCGAUCUCUACCAUUUCCUUCCACAUUCCCUCCUCGGCAGCUCUCAAGGCCAAGGAUCCUCUUCCUGGGGAUGGACAUCCGAAGAUGGACGCGAGUUCGUAGCAAUCGGUCAAUUUGAUGGCACAGCCUUUGCAGAAAUCAGCAGUGAAGGGAAGCUCAUCUAUCUCGGUCGCCUGCCUCCUUUUGACCCUAUCGGAUCCCGCUGGCGUGAGAUUCGCGUGAUGAGGGACUACGCCGUCAUUGGUAGCGAGGCCAUCAACCACGGUGUUCAGAUAUUUGACAUGAAGAAGUUGCUUGAUAUCGAUGGGAGUGAGCCUGUGAACUUCACCCAAGAGGAUCUGACUGGCCAUUGGGGGCUGAGCGAUGAUUGGAAUGCCCUCCCGGUUGGCCGGACCCACAACAUUGUCGUCAACGAAGAGCUCAACUACGCCGUAGCAGUCGGUUCCGUCGGCGGCAAUGAGACUAUUCGUGUUCGUGGUGACUUGCCAUGCCGUGGAGGUCUAAUCUACAUUGACAUGAGCGACCCAAGUAACCCUACGAGCCCUGGCUGCGCAGCCGCAGAUGGAUACGUCCAUGAUGCCGAAUGCAUCGUUUACCGCGGACCAGACACAAAAUACUAUGGGCGCGACAUUUGCUAUGGCUACAACGAAGACACUCUUACCAUUUACGACGUGACCGACAAAGCUGGCAACACCACCAAUAUCAUCUCCCGCACUACAUACCCCGGUGCAGAGUAUGUGCAUCAGGGCGUUGUCAAUAAUGCGACCUGGCAAGAAUACCUCUUCCUUGACGACGAAUUCGAUGAGCGCGAUGCCCGCGUUGGGCCCAUGACGCAGGGUCUGCCUACGACCCACAUAUUUGACAUCAGAGACUUGGAAAAUCCGUUCUACUCUGGAAACUACGAAGGAAAACGCCGUAGUAUCGACCAUAACCAAUACGUUGUCGGUGACCAUCUCUACCAAUCGAACUACGGAAACGGACUAAAUGUUCUGGACAUUCAUUCCAUCACGCAGGACCCAAGCGGCAACAGCAUUUGUGAAGCAGGCUUCUUUGACAUAUAUCCCGAAGAUGACGAGAAUGAAGGCGGCGGCACAGUAGCUUUCCUGGGCUCAUGGUCCAGUUACGCAAAUUUCAAAAGCGGUUUCAUCUUCGUACACACCAUCGAGCGCGGUAGUUUCGUAGUCAAGAUGACUAGUAAAGAGUGUGCGAAGCCAGCGGUUUGCGAGGCAGACUCUUGUCUUGCGUCAAUGCGUACAGCAAAUGUUGAAGGUAGACUGGACGCUUCGCAGGAAUUCUGCGGUAACUUCACGCAGAGAUUGAUCGAUGACGUACAAGUUGUUCCAGAGUUUGCGAGGGAAGCGUGCGCUGGGGAAGAUGUGGUGGCGAAGGUCAGUAGUGCAUGCGCUUGCGUGCCUACUAUUGCCGUGCCGGAGUUACCCAGGACGACGACUAGGGGUCCGGUGCCUACUGUACUGCCGCCUAGGGCGUAG
Alternaria postmessia is the source of this 1755-nucleotide messenger RNA. RefSeq lists its product as uncharacterized. The coding region runs from base 1 to 1755 and encodes 584 amino acids. Gene Ontology annotation, cellular component: extracellular region. The record is from RefSeq and is a predicted model, not a curated record. Lineage: Eukaryota; Fungi; Ascomycota; Dothideomycetes; Pleosporales; Pleosporaceae. The transcript has 4 exons.